This is a messenger RNA of Mycena citricolor, 513 nucleotides long. The record is from the annotation of a GenBank genome assembly. Lineage: Eukaryota; Fungi; Basidiomycota; Agaricomycetes; Agaricales; Mycenaceae.
UGUCACGCAUUUUCCACGGAAAAAAAUCAAGUCCCCACGCAGUGCUGUCACCUAACGUUGAGUGAAAUUACAAUCGUAGUAGCACAUUCAUUGCACCAACUCACUUCAGCAGAAGAAAUGAUCUGCCAGCCGGAAACCGUCCAGUUCCGCGCAAACAUCUGCGAUAUACAACCUCCAAGAUUGCGAGACUGCCUUGUAUUGAGCAGGACUGUGCGAAUACGGCGAUCGUGUCAGCUCAGUCAUACCCUCCGUCAAAUAAUGCUUCAUCAUGGAAAUGCGUUCCAGGACAUCAAUCGUGUCGGGGUACGCCGCAUCCGCUGCCUCCGCUGCCUUAAGCCACGCGGACUCGAAAGAAGCUUCCGAAACCACCCAAUUCGCGCCCGACGGCGGCGAGGGAAGCUCAAUACCGGGACUCACGCGCCAGCUCGACCACCCGAGCGCGAGCGACAUAUGCCCGGUCAGGAUUCGCUGCACGUGGAUCUCAGCGAGGCCACUCCCUGUGUCGAUUUCUAG